Messenger RNA from Penicillium brasilianum, 2930 nucleotides. Lineage: Eukaryota; Fungi; Ascomycota; Eurotiomycetes; Eurotiales; Aspergillaceae. The record is from the annotation of a GenBank genome assembly.
AUGUCAUUCAGCAGCCACCCUCCGGAUCACGCAAGUGACCAGGAGGACAAGGAUGCUUUGGCAUCCCCUGCAGCCUCUAACCGUCCUAAUUCUGACACCUCUGGUGGCUUCAGGCUUGAGAGUUCUGUUCAACGAGAGUCUACUCAACAGGAGUCUGUCAAGGACAUUGAGCUUCUCAUCACUGAGCUUGAGGAGGAAGAUGGUAAAGAGCCUGACCCAGAGGCGAUCACCAUUGCUGAAGGAAACGGUCUCCGCUAUCAGCCUGAUCUGCUCGAAACCGACCUCAACCUGGGCUUGAGUGAUGCAGAGGUCAUCGCUGCACGCCGCAAGUAUGGCAGAAACUGCCUGAAGGAAGAGCGCCGAAACAACAUGGUGAAGUUCUUGAAGCUUUUUGUCGGACCGGUGCAGCUGGUCAUGCUGGGCUCCGCGAUUUUGGCUAGCGGCAUGCAGGAUUGGGUUGACUUUGCAGUCAUCUGCAGUCUGCUGAUGCUCAAUGCAGUCGUCAGCUUCGCCCAGGAAUAUCAUGCAGGAAAUAUUGUCGAUAGCCUUAAGAAGACACUGGCACUCAAGGCUACUGUGACCCGAAAUGGACAUGUCCUGGAGAUAGAUGCAGGGGAAGUGGUUCCUGGUGAUGUAGUUCACCUUGAAGAUGGCACAAUCAUUCCAGCCGAUGGUGUCAUACUCAGUGAAGGAGCUCACUUACAAGUCGACCAGUCGUCCAUCACCGGUGAAUCUCUCACAGUUGAUAAACAUCACAAUGACAAUUGCUUCGCCUCAUCCACCGUCAAGCGAGGAGUUUCCCUUAUGAUUGCAACUGCAAUUGGGGAUCAGACCUUUGUUGGACGGGCUGCGGUACUCGUCAAUCUUGCGGAUAACGGAACAGGUCAUUUCACUGUGGUCCUGAACGGCAUCAGUAUGAUUCUUCUGGCCCUCGUGAUCAUGUCUUUGUUUGUGGUCUGGGUGGGAUCCUACUACCGUUCAAACCCGAUCAUAGACAUUUUGCAGUUCACACUGGCAAUCACUGUCGUUGGAGUACCAGUUGGUCUUCCGGCUGUUGUCACCACCACAAUGGCUGUCGGUGCAUCCUACCUGGCCAAGCGACAAGCAAUUGUGCAGAAACUAUCCGCCAUUGAGUCACUGGCAGGAGUUGAGAUUCUCUGUUCCGACAAAACAGGCACCUUGACCCGCAACAAGCUUGCCCUUGGUGACCCGUACACAAGUCCCAAUGUCACCCAGAACGACCUCAUGUUGACCUCAUGCCUGGCAGCAAGUCACAAGAAGAGAGGAAUUGAUGCCAUCGACAGAGUCUUCCUCAAAGCUCUCAGGGCGUAUCCUGAGGUAAAGGUAGCGAUUGGAUCAUACAAGGUCAUCGAGUUCCACCCAUUUGAUCCCGUUUCCAAGAAGGUCACGGCUGUUGUUGAGUCCCCUGACGGUGAGCGAAUCAUCUGUGUCAAGGGUGCACCUCUUCCAGUGCUGCGAACUGUCAAGGAUGACCGCCCCAUCGACGAGCUUGUUGAAACUGCAUACCUUGAGAAGGUCACCGAGUUUGCCAGCCGCGGAUUCCGUGCCCUUGGUGUUGCUCGCAAGAUGCUGACCGGAGAUGCCGUGGGCAUUGCACGAGAGACCGCCCGUCAGCUCGGACUUGGCACCAACAUCUACAAUGCGGAACGCCUGGGUGUGACUGGUGCUGGCGACAUGCCUGGCUCUGAAGUCAAUGACUUUGUCGAGGCUGCGGAUGGCUUUGCGGAGGUAUUCCCUCAACACAAGUACAGCGUCGUGGAGAUUCUCCAAAAGCGAGGUCAUUUGGUGGCCAUGACUGGAGAUGGUGUCAAUGAUGCUGCGUCGCUGAAGAAGGCUGAUACUGGUAUUGCGGUCGAGGGUGCUUCCGAUGCUGCGCGCUCAGCUGCGGACAUUGUUUUCAUGGCUCCCGGCUUGUCUGCCAUUAUUGACGCCAUCAAGCUCUCCCGGCAGAUUUUCCACCGCAUGUACUCGUAUGUGAUUUAUCGCAUUGCCUUGUCACUGCACUUGAUGAUCUUCUUUGGCCUGUGGAUUAUCUCCAUGAAUUCGGUCAUGGAUCUCCGCUACAUUGUCCUGCUGGCUAUCUUCGCCGACAUUGCCACGCUGGCCAUUGCCUAUGAUAAUGCGCCAUUCUCGAUUUCCCCGGUCAAAUGGAACCAGCCCAAGCUAUGGGGAAUCGCCAUCAUCAUGGGCUUCAUCUUGGCGGCGGGGUCCUGGAUUGCAUUCGGCACCAUGCUCCUGCAUGGGGAGAGUGGCGGUCUGGUACAAAACUUCGGUAACCGCGAUUCGGUGAUGUUCGUUGAGAUCACCCUCACUCAGAAUUGGCUGAUCCUCGUCACUCGUCAUAUCGAUGGGCCUUUCUGGAAGAACCUGCCAUCGUUGCAGCUGCUAGUGGCGGUUCUGGCCGUCGAUAUCACCGCGACGCUGAUGGUGGUUUUCGGCACGUUCGGUCAUCCGGCCACCUCCAUUGUGGCCGUAGUUCGCACCUGGAUCUUCUCUGUCGGCGUUGUUGUUAUACUUGGAAUCGUGUAUAACUUUCUGCAGAACUCGCCAGGGUUCGACGACCUCAUGCAUGGUCGGAGCCUGCGAGCCAAGGCUCGAGAGCGGUCCUGGGAGGACUUUUUGCUCUCUCUGCAGCGGGUUUCGGCCCAGCAUGAGAGAUCGACUUGAGAAGUGAGCCUGGGAAAACUCCCCAGAGACUCUCACUCUCAAGGAGAUGGGCGAUGGCGUUCGCUGGCGAGGCCCAUGCAAUGUGGGCUCUCGUCAAAGAUAUCAAAGGGGUGGAUCGGAGGAUGGAGAGAAGGUGAAUGGUGUGAGUUUUGAUUUUGUUGUGAAAGGUCUGGGCGAGAGUUGUCCACCAUGAUAUGUUGACCACGAGGCAGUCCAUUCUUAGCUCCGUAUGUUUUACGACA